This is a messenger RNA of Leptidea sinapis, 1557 nucleotides long. Its product is annotated as lanC-like protein 3 homolog. Gene Ontology annotation, biological process: peptide modification; carbohydrate metabolic process. The transcript has a single exon. Gene Ontology annotation, cellular component: plasma membrane. Bases 136 to 1434 code for a protein of 432 amino acids. Lineage: Eukaryota; Metazoa; Arthropoda; Insecta; Lepidoptera; Pieridae. The record is from RefSeq and is a predicted model, not a curated record.
UGUUUUGACUUUUAAUUUGUUUAAAAGACAAAAACAAAAGAAUAUUCUGAAUUAUCUGAAAAACUGAAACCGGCUGGGUUAGCUAUAUAUGCUAUUUUGAAUUAUUGAAUGUCUUUGUAACUGCGUUAAAAUUUUAUGAAUAAAUUAUUUAUAAAAGCCCUAAGUACUCGCGUUUUUCGACUGUUGUCUGCAGCAACUUUUGGUCUUAAAAUGGUUCGUUACUUUCCGAAUCCUUUUGUAGAUUUUCAAGCUGGUUCUCAGGUAGAAUUAAACAAAGAUGAGCUGAUUAAACAAAUAGAUGAGCAUGUUAGUAUUAUAUCAAAAAGACUACAACCCACACGGAGAAAUAUUGACGGAGGUCUAUACGUCGGUAUAACUGGUGUUUCGUAUAUGUUUUAUUAUUUAUCUAAAAAUCCUCUUCUUUCUGAAAAAAAAGCUUUCUACGUUGAGAAAAGUCUAGAAUAUCUCAAACCAGCUCUUGGCGUUUCUAUUGGUGAUAAGACUUCAUUCUUACUUGGUGAUGCUGGAACUUACGCGUUAGCAGCUGUUAUAAGGAAAGAAAAUGGUGAUGCAGAGUACAUUGAUAGUUUAAAUCAAUUUAAAUCUUUGUAUAAUCAAUAUUUGAAUCCAAAAUUCUUAAAAUGUGGAGGUGAUGAGUUCUUUGUGGGUAGAGCUGGUUAUUUAGCAGGCAAUCUAUGGCUGAGCAGGGAGUUACAAAUACCAAUAUUGGCUAUUGAAGAAUUGUAUACAAUUUGUGACUUAAUAAUUGCUUCAGGCAGGGAAUAUUCGAAAAAUCAUAAAAGUCCAUGCCCAUUAAUGUACCAUUAUUAUAACACUGAAUAUCUUGGAGCAGCACAUGGGAUAAGUUUUAUCUUACAAAUGUUGUUAUCUGUACCUGGUUACCUUAACUUUAACAAGUCAGCAGCUCAUGAUAUCAAGGCUACAGUAAAUUAUUUACUGUCUCUACAAACUGCUGAUGGAAACUGGCCAUGUUGCAUGGAAGAAGUUGGAAUGUCAGAUCAUAAGCUUGUCCAUUGGUGUCAUGGUGCCCCAGGUACAAUUUACCUAAUGGCCAAAGCAUAUCAAGUCUACAAUGAGGAAAAAUAUUUAAACUCCUGCAUAAAAGCAGGUGAGGUUGUUUGGGAAAAAGGUCUUCUAAGAAAAGGGCCUGGUAUAUGCCAUGGAGUUGCAGGAAAUGGUUAUGUAUUUCUACUACUUUAUAGAUUGACCAGAGACAACAAAUACAUGUAUAGAGCUAAAUUAUUUGCUGACUUUUUAAAUUCUGAUGAAUUUUUAAGAGAUGCAAGACUGCCUGAUAAUCCUGAGAGUCUAUAUGAGGGCACAGCAGGAACUGUAUGCUUUCUGUCCGACAUCUUAGUACCUGAUAAUGCUGAGUUUCCAUUUCAAGAUGUAUUUUCAAGCUAUGUCUAUUAAUGUCUUUUCAAUACUGAAUUAUUUAUCACUACUUUUCUAAUCAAUGUGUCCAUGUUGAAUGUUGACAGUAAUUUCAUGGAAAUCAUUUUCUUGUCACAUAAAUAUUAAAAGUAUUUCUCCAGA